GAAAUUGUAAUAAAUGCAAACUAUCGUUGUUCGAAAAAGCGAUGUUCAACUGUAUAUCGGCGUGACAUGCAUGGUUGCCUCUCCCCAACUUUUAUCGCUUGAUGGAUGGUUGCCUCUCCCCAUCUUUAAUCGCUUGAUGGAUGAUUGCCGCUUGGUAUAUAUGUUCGUUGUAAAACACUAUCUUUAUUAAAAUUUCGAUAUUUACACACUAAACAGCGGUCCAAGAUGAUGAAAUGUGUGCUUUUUGUUGCUCUACUGGGCUAUUUAAACACUGUCUGCGCCCUAAGCUACAAUUAUUUUGAUGAGAUGGCACAGAAUUAUUGCGCUGCAAAAGGCACAGGUUGGACGUUCAGUUUGCGAAGGGAUUGUGGAGGCGUGGGUCCAACGUGCAACGAUAUCUGCACAUCAGCAACGACAGAGAUUCUUACCACCACCAGAAAUCAACAAACCAAAGUUGCGUGUUUCGAUGCCUUAUAUAUAAAUAAGCAUCACAACAAACUAGUCGAUAAUCCUACACUUUCGCAGCCUGACGCAGGAAAGGUUAGUUUCGCCACCUAUGGAUAUGGAGGCAGCGGAUGUUCCUGGAGACCUAAUCAUUGUGGACCAAACUAUUGCUGUUGCCGAGCAUUCUCUUAAAAAAAGGACGAUGGUCGAAAAAGGCUACAUUGCAUUAUACAAUUAUUGCUGUUAAAGGACAACGUGUAUAACUGACGGUAUAUGUACACAAUGAGAAUGAUAUGUAGCAUGCGUUGUAACCAUGAUUAAGAAUUGUUCUCUAUAUUUCGUAGUUUUAGAUUAAAGUAAGCUGUCAAACAAAAUGACGCCAUUUGUUUUACUUGUUAUGAAUAUUAGUAUUCUAAAGUUUAUGAUAAUAUGUCUUUGAUAUAGAUAUAUGUGGUGUAUCGUAUAUUUGGAAUAUGCUUGUAAUAGAUUUUUAAAACU
Molecule: messenger RNA, 942 nt
Organism: Dreissena polymorpha
Lineage: Eukaryota; Metazoa; Mollusca; Bivalvia; Myida; Dreissenidae
Exons: 3
Coding region: 226-636 (136 amino acids)
Source: RefSeq, a predicted model, not a curated record